AUGAAUUUAUCUACAAAUAAUGGAGAAAAUUUAAAAAUAUCAAUUGAAGUUUCCAUAGGGUGUUUUGUUUGGUUUUGUGAUUCAAAUGAAAGGAGAAGAGUGGCAAUUAAAUGUGAAAAAGUUGAUGAUCAGAGAAAAUUGAAUUCCUUUACAAAUUUCCACCACAAUUCAAUAAUUACAUUUUCGAAUAUUUUCAAACAAAAUGGUCAAAUAUUUCUGGCAUCAACGUUAAAAAUGGAUUUGGGAACGUGUAAAAAUCUCUUAAAUUCAACAUAUAUUGAAGGAUUUCCUGAACCUGUUAUCAAAAUUAUUGCUAAAAAUGUUUUGAAAGGAUUAAUGUUUCUUCACUCUAAUGGAAUAAUACAUCGGGGAGUUUGUGCCCAAAAUAUUCUACUCGACUCUGAAGGAGAAAUAAGAUUAGCAAUAACCCAAAAUGCCAUAAAAAUCGCAGAUUGCCCCAGAUGGAUUGGUCAAUUAAAUAGAGUCCACAGCUUUGCCGGACUUGAAGAUUCUUUUGUUUGGUUGGCCCCAGAAGUUUUGAGACAAGAUUUGAAUGGAUAUGGAAUUGAAUCGGAUAUUUAUAGUUUUGGAAUUUUUAUUUGUGAAUUAUCUAAUGGAAUUGCUCCUUUUGCUGAAAUGGAACCUUUGAGAAUUUUAUAUGAAAAAUUACGAGGAACUACUCCCUUUUUGAUGGAUUCACAAACUUCAGAAAAUGAACUUUCUAAUCGAGAAUUUUCUCCCGAUUUGCACGAACUUGUCAACGAGUCACUUAUACACGAUUAUGAACAAAGGCCUUCUGCACACGAAUUUUUAGAAAAAUAUAAAAAUACUUUAUUUAUUGAACAAAUUAAUAAAGAAAUAAUUAAACAAUAUUUGCCUUUAACAAAUAUUUUGUUGUAA
Meloidogyne enterolobii is the source of this 900-nucleotide messenger RNA. The record is from the annotation of a GenBank genome assembly. NCBI's taxonomy places the organism in Eukaryota, Metazoa, Nematoda, Chromadorea, Rhabditida, Meloidogynidae.